GGUCAGAACAAACUGAUGGACGAGCUCAGGCCGAACCUCGGAUUGCUCGGUGUGGGUCUCGUGGAGAACGAGAGCUUUCACUUGAACCACAAUCAGGAGAAGAGGAAAUGUAGCAGCACCAGCUCCAACGAGCAAGAUUUCAGUCUCUACGGGGUUCACCAGGGCCUCGAGGCCAGCCCGCCGACACCAGCCGCGACGCCCGGAAGGAGCAGCGUUGGGGCUACUUCUACCGUUGGCGCGGAAGGCGCUUUUAAAAAGUUAAAACCCGACCCUUGUGCUUCAAGUCCUCACAUUGGCCAUACACCAACCACCGCCAGCUGUCCUACGCCAGCUCGACGACGGCACAGGACUACUUUUACGCAGGAGCAGCUGGCAGAAUUGGAAUCGGCAUUCGCAAAAUCUCAUUAUCCAGACAUAUACUGCAGGGAGGAAUUGGCGAGGUCCACCAAAUUGAACGAGGCUAGAAUUCAGGUCUGGUUUCAAAAUAGAAGAGCAAAAUAUCGGAAGCAAGAGAAACAACUUCAAAAGGCUUUGACUCCAAUUCCUGCUUGUCAAGGCGCUAUGAUGAGGAAUAUUUAUCCUGGUGCUAGCAGAGGUUAUCAACCGUAUCCUCAUCCUCAUAAUAGCAUAAAUGGGAUAAACCGCUACCCCCAGAUGGGUACGACGUCCUAUCCAAGUAUGACCCAGCCAUUUUCUAUGUCACAUUCAGCGUCAAAUAUGUCUGCUGUUACUGGUAUGAGACAAGAUGCAAUGGGAAUGUCAGCCGAAGACGAGUGGUACAACAAGAGUAUUUCCGCUCUAAGAAUGAAUACGGCCCACCAUCCUAACCUCGCUGCACCAAUGCUGCAAUAUCAGACAUAA
Molecule: messenger RNA, 861 nt
Organism: Eufriesea mexicana
Lineage: Eukaryota; Metazoa; Arthropoda; Insecta; Hymenoptera; Apidae
Product: homeobox protein prophet of Pit-1
Exons: 6
Coding region: 16-861 (281 amino acids)
Biological process (GO): regulation of transcription by RNA polymerase II
Molecular function (GO): DNA-binding transcription factor activity, RNA polymerase II-specific; RNA polymerase II transcription regulatory region sequence-specific DNA binding
Source: RefSeq, a predicted model, not a curated record